GUACUAUCGUUGUGAGUGUCGCCAUGUCGUGUUAUUUACUGCAGGUAAAGCUUACGUGAUGGUGGGUAGUAGGACUUUGGUCUAUCGUAAGGAACUCAUUGGUUCAAUUGUGAAAUAAGCAGAGAAGUUUUGACUGCAUAUUACAUUACAUCGCAGAAGCAAAUUUCGUGUGUUUAUGAAAACGGCGGAAGAGGAGGGACGUUCGCCCAAACAGAUGUUGACGAGAACAGGCCGUCAUCCACCACUCGUUCGCUUCGAAUUUGGCCAUCGAAUUUUGACAACAGCCAGCCAGAAUGGGGUACAUACUUCUGUAUGAAGUAGUCAUACUUCUGGCAUCAGCACUUCUAGUGAGCAGUGGUGACUGUCCAACAUACUGCACAUGUGAUGCAUCUGGAACAUCAGGAAUCCUAGCAAAAUGCAGUGCCUUUGAUAAUACACAACACUUUGGCUUGGAAGUUGCUUAUCUGGAUCUGUCCAACAUCCCCAAGUCCUCAGGACUAAAACUUACAAAUCGGAUCUUUUUCAAUGCUGGUCUCAAGCGCGUUUCAUCAAUUACAAUACUGAACAGCACUUUGGAGCAGAUAGAUGUAAAUGCAUUUCAUGGCCUCUACAACCUAAAUCAAUUGAAUCUUGGUGGAAAUCAUCUUGCUCUUCUUGAGCCUGACAUGUUUGCAAACAAUAGACAUCUAGAGAGACUUUCUUUGAGUCGGAAUCCACUUAAGUACAUGCAAGUUCAACCUUCCCCAUAUAAUGGAUACUUUCUUAAUAUUCCUUCACUUCAAGAAUUGGACUUGUCUGAAUGCAAUUUGUCUCACCUACUUCCUACAAUGUUUAACAAACUAACAACAUUAACAUACAUCAAUCUGGCGUCAAAUAAUAUUUCUUAUAUAGGAAAAGAAACAUUUGCUCCAUUAGUGGAUUUGCUUGAUCUGGAUCUUUCAGAUAACAAGCUGAGUCAGUUGAGUUCCGAUAUGUUUGCAAAUAACUUGGAAUUGAGCUCUUUGAACAUGCAAAAUAAUCGUCUGACAUCACUGAGAGGUGUUAGGAUAAAAAGUCUUCAGAAGCUGGAUCUUAGUCUGUGUAAGUUCAGUACUGUUGAUGCAGACACCUUCUUUGGAUUCCCAGACAUAAGAGAUUUAAAUCUGAGUGGUAAUGCUAUAACUGCAAUUAAUUCAAAUGCUUUUCAACAUAUGACAAAACUCCAAAACUUGGAUCUAUCAAACAAUAAAUUAACUGGACCACUUCCUAAUGAUAUUUUCAUUAAUAAUAUCCAGUUAGAGACCCUGAAACUUGCAAAUAAUCCAGAAAUGAAUAAGUUUCCAGAAAAAGGUUUCCAAGGAGAGUUCAGUGAAAUGUACAUAUUGGAUGCAACAAAUUGUGGACUGACACAUUUAGAGGAACAUGAUUUAAAGAAGAUGAACCGUAUUGAACGGCUGUACCUUCGUGGAAAUGAAAUUCAGUACAUCAAACCUGGUGUUCUAAGUCCUAAAGUAGUAUUUCUAGAUUUGUCAGAUAACAAAAUUGCUCAUCUUGAUAAAGUUAGUUUUCCUUUUGGCUCAUCACUGAAGCAACUUCACCUUUCUGGAAAUCCGCUAAAGACGAUAUCACCAGCUGACUUUAUUAAUACCACUAGACUGACAAGGCUCAACUUGAAAUCAUGUGAUCUCCAACAACUAUGGGACUCAUAUGACUCAGGACUUCAGCCACUGAAAGUUCUUAGUUACUUAAACCUUGCUAAUAAUAAAAUAAAAAAUCUAACUGUGAAAGAUUACAAAUAUGUGGAAUAUGUGCAGACUCUUGUACUGAGUGGCAAUCCCCUGAUGUGCAGUGAUGAUCUGAAGAAACUCAUAAAGUUGCUGACCGAGAAUGGGGUGGCAUCAUCAGAUACCACUGAAAAGAAAAAGUUUGAACAACUGAAGAGUAAAGGUUCUGUGGAAAGAGUACAAGUGAAAUAUGAGUUGGGUUGGAAAAUAUUCAUGAACCACAUCUGUGAGGAAAAUCAGAAUUUAAUUGAUUUUAUACCUAAAUCAAAUGAAUCCAGUAUGAAAGUCACAAAUCCAGAACCCAUUUCGUAUGACUCGAGUAAGACUGUCACUAAAUCUGAAUUACCAUUAGAUGAUAUUGAAAUGGUGACUGAUGAAGAAAUAAUAUUUAGCAUUACACCAGAUUUAGAGCAUACAUUGAAUUAUUAUCCAGAGGACAUUCAUAAACAUCCAGUUACAGACACAGAAGCAAGCUACAUGUGGCCUAUUUUCAUAGUGACACUGUCAGCCAUUUCGAUCAUUUUGGCAUUUGUCAUGUUGGCAGCACUACUUCUUCGGUGGACUAGGCAGAAAAACAGUUACAGAAAUAAGUUUGCGAGACGUCAUAGCAUCUGUCGUACUCCGAGGUACAAGCAUGGUUCAACACUGUAUCAGCAGCUGUAUGAGGAUCCUCAUUCCCCCACAACGCCAGUGAUGAUGUCAAAGGUUCAAGAACAUUCCAGCGAGCAGCAAACAUACACUUUCCCUGACAAGGAUACUAAUGAACCUUCUGCCACUCCUGCACAACCAAUUAACAAGAUUUCAUACCUCAGCAGUCCCUUUCAUCACACCAGUAUUGUUCCUGAAUGUAUAUGAAAAAAGUUGUGGCACUGAAAGCAGCAGCAAGCAUCAGUAUUUUGUCAUAUAUGCACAGAACUGACUGAAAGACUGGAUUUUUAUAGUCAUGUGGGUAAGAUGUUGGAAUUUGGAGGAUGAGGGGCCUUGGGUACUGUCACUCUGAAUAUUUUGCCCUUAUAAAUGAUUAGUGUUGUACUCUGGAGUUUAUCUCCUUCCAAUAUAGAAUAUUUCCUAACCUCCCUGCAGUAGGAAUCCAUGUAUCACUUCACUAAUAAGUAUCAGUCAGCAAUUUAAAAUUGUUUAGAGGGGCUUACUGCAUGAUUGGUCAAAUUAAAAACUUAUUUUAGGAACCAGCCAAAAUUUAGAGGUCAGCCAUAAAAUGUAUGUAGCAUGUUGCAAGCAAAUACAUCAUGUCUCGAUGUAAAUUUGUGAUGACUGAAUAGAUUUAAUGCUUUGAGGAAGUACUGACACGUACACCUGUACUGAAUUAUAUAUUACUUUUCUGCUACCAGGACAUUAUUCCAUGUCUGCUAAAAAUUAAAUUUGGAAAAUUAUUUUAGAAAAUAGUGUUGUCAAACUUUACGAAGUUCAAUUAAUAUUUUAGGAACCAGCACGAAAUUCUUACUCACCUGGAUGAGUGGAUCCCUGGUAAUUUUCCAGUCUUUGCAGUGUAGUAAAUGUUAUUAAAUAAAAACUGAUUUCCAGUCAUUUACGUAUAUAUGUAAAUAAUAACAAAGGUAAAUGUAUAGUACAUGUAUGUAUGCAUUUAUUAUGAUGAAUAGUAAUUAAUUUGAAAAGGAAAGUACUUUUGAAACAAAUAUGCAGCAUAAAGACAGGGACACAAAAUAAAAAGUAAAAA
Molecule: messenger RNA, 3459 nt
Organism: Cryptotermes secundus
Lineage: Eukaryota; Metazoa; Arthropoda; Insecta; Blattodea; Kalotermitidae
Product: insulin-like growth factor-binding protein complex acid labile subunit
Exons: 3
Coding region: 294-2618 (774 amino acids)
Molecular function (GO): protein binding
Source: RefSeq, a predicted model, not a curated record